GCUGCCGAGUCCCUGUCGCCUUUAGAUUACUUCAUACGAGACCUGGAUGAACGAAAAGGCAAGCUACCUUGUUGUCAAGAAUAUGUUCAAGAAGUCACUGACAUUCAGACCAGUGUUGAAAAUUUUCUUAAAGCUCUUCUUCUGGAAAUAGAGAAAGACCUUCCUUUCUUCAAAACAACACUUAUUAACUGCGGAAGCUUUUACGAGGGAACGAAAGUCGGAAAACCCGACGAGUUCGACUAUUUUGUUCAGAUGGAUAACUUGUCUCAAGACAUUCGCUUUGAGGAGUUGAAACAUGGUAUGGUGGCAGUGAUUCCAAGCGAAUCAGCUUUCGAAAAGCUUCCAAAGGUAAAACGUAGCCUUUAUUCCUUUGACUGGAAAGUAAAUAUAAAGUCGCCGUUUGUCGAAGCAUUGCACAGUAAGUUAGUCAAAGGGUUUAAAGCGUUCGGUCUGAAAGUCCUUUCAGGUGGAAUGGGAAGUCUGGAAAGACAUGGGCCUGCUUACACUUUACACCUCAAAUGGACCGGAGGGGAACUAUACAAAGGAUUAAUUAUCGCCGUUGAUUUGGUUUUAGCGGUGAAGAUUAACUCUCAUUCUUCAACUAUGAAAGUGGAUCUUGAAUCUCAAGCAGGACGCGUAGUGUCGUCUUUGUUAAUAAAUACUUUACCAUACUAUUUCGCAGUGAGUGGAUACAAGAAUUACCCAGUUUCAUCAUCAAACUUGUUCAAAGAAUUUAGGGAAGAGCAGAAAAAAAGAGUCUUGAGAUUUCCAGUACCUGAACCAACAAUCAGCCUGAGAGAAUCUCAUUGCCUUUUACGAAUUUCUCAGUCAUGUCUUGAACAGUCACUGUUCCGUGACCAUUUUGGUCCUGAUGGUGGACCAAGUGUCUGUCUCAGGGUGCUCAAGGUAUUGCGUGACAUGACUUGUUCACUUGAUCAGUAUAAGUAUUGGCCGGGCCGAUACACCUAUGAUAAAGGAGAAUCCAUUGACGAGAAAGUACGGAAAUAUAUUAAAAAUGAUAAAGAAAUUAAUAAUUCUGACGGGCAUACAAAAAUGCCCUCUUUGUGUGGUGUUACACAACCAUGGCCAGAUCUAGACAGUAGUAACAAUUAUAUUUCUUCAUACGUCCUCAAAACUCUUGUUUUGUUUGAAUGGAGUAAAAGCCCAGAAGAAAAGCAGUGGACUGGGAGCAACCUCAGUCAGCGUAUUGUGAACAUAGUUACUACUCUUGUAAGAAUCCUGAAGCAACUAAACGAAGGGAUAAAAAGCUUUUGGUACAAAGACUACAAUGUUUUUCCAAAUCGUAAGGAAAUAGGCCUUCGGCCAGGAGCCAUCAACAGAGUGAGCAUCAUUCUUCAAUGUUUAUCAUCCUUACAAACUGCCAGCAAAUAUUGUUUUGAGGAUUGUGUUCAAACUCUUACAGAUUUACUGACGGUGGCUCGCUAUAAGACGAAAUUGACAAUAUUUUUGCACAGUGCACUGGAAGAUAUUUUCGGUGAUAAGAUUACAAAGGUUCUGGAAGAAUCCGUUGGUAAGACAAAAAAGCCGGAAGAAAGUCCCCCUAUUCCAAAAGGUCCUUAUUGGAUGAGAUUGAUGAUGAAUUUACAAACGUCAGAAAUUGUUGAUACAGACUUUAUGUGUGCGCCAUCCGCUUUCUGUAGUAUCUACAUUCAAGCUCUUCUUGAAAAGUUAGCUCCAGUGGAGGAUUUUCAAAUUCUUAGUUCUUACUUCAAAUGCAAGGACGAUAGCAUAUCCGUGUCAGGUACUGAUAGUUUUACUCAGGAAGAAGCUCAGGAGAUUGUUAAGAAUGCAAGAGAUAUAUUUGAGAAAAAUGCACGUAAAACAAUGAACGAUCUUCACAGUUUACAGAGUUUACCAGACUACAGUCUUUGGUCUCAGGAAUUCGAACAUGAUAGGGUGGCAAGCUUGUUGAAGUUGCUGAGCGAGAACUUUAAUAAAGACCUUGAAAUCAUGCAUAAUAGAAUC
Porites lobata is the source of this 1986-nucleotide messenger RNA. The record is from the annotation of a GenBank genome assembly. Lineage: Eukaryota; Metazoa; Cnidaria; Anthozoa; Scleractinia; Poritidae.